Aspergillus homomorphus CBS 101889 is the source of this 2158-nucleotide messenger RNA. RefSeq names its product asparagine synthetase domain-containing protein. The transcript is spliced from 2 exons. Lineage: Eukaryota; Fungi; Ascomycota; Eurotiomycetes; Eurotiales; Aspergillaceae. Bases 28 to 1803 code for a protein of 591 amino acids. The record is from RefSeq and is a predicted model, not a curated record. Gene Ontology annotation, molecular function: asparagine synthase (glutamine-hydrolyzing) activity.
AUUUGUCCUCGUGGCCUGUGUCUUACCAUGUGUGGUAUCUUUUUCUCGCUCGCAGCCUCAAAUUCCGUGCUUCCAAAUGAGGAGACUUGCGCGCUGCUACGGGGCCGAGGCCCGGACAACUAUCAUGCUCACACUAUCCAACGGAAGGUGAUCGACACGCAUUUAACUAGCGGAGCUUCCGCAACUAUCUUCCUUAGCUUCGUCUCUACUCUUUUGUCGAUGAGAGGCGAUCAUGUGGUUCCUCAGCCCCUGGUAGAUGCCACUACUGGAUCUGUGCUCUGCUUUAAUGGUGACGCUUGGAAGAUCGACGGUGAACCAAUUGAUGGCAACGAUGCUGAGCUUAUCUUUAGCCUCUUAUUGAAAGCAGUGGACAGGCCAACUGCAGACUCACCUGAACAGCAGGACUCUACAGGUGCCACUCAAAGGGUUGUGGAUGUUGUCAGUAGCAUAUCCGGUCCUUUCGCCUUCGUGUUCUAUGAUGCCAUCAACUCGAGGAUAUUCUUCACCAGGGACUGCCUGGGCCGACGCUCUUUGCUGCAGGGUGUUGAUGAUAAGGGGAACUUCAAGAUCUGCAGUCUGUGUGACAGCACAUCUGCCAACCAUUUCAGUGAGGUUGAGACAGAUGGAAUAUACAUGAUCGAUCUCGAGCAUGCUUUUGAUACCCCAGCUAGCGGCAGUGCCGCUAGUUUUGCUAUAGACAGCAUACACACCCUGCCCUGGGAUCAGGACCAAUCUCAUCUCCGCCCAAGAAACCCCAUUCCUUCAAUGAAUAGAUCUCUCCCUGAUGGUUCGAGUGCCCCAUCACUGACUACCGAAACGCCAGUCAUCUCAGCCCUGGAGCAGAAGCUACACCAAUCCCUUGCCCUACGGAUUCAGAACGUGCGAGAACCUCCGACCUCGCCAACAGGUAGCCGAGUCAAAGUUGCCGUGUUAUUCUCGGGAGGCCUCGACUGCUCCUUACUCGCCAGACUAUCCCACGAAAUUCUCCCUGAAGACGAAACAAUUGACCUACUUAACGUCGCAUUCGAAAACCCCCGCGUUGCCGCUGCAGCCGCCAAACAAGGCGGAGCUGUGGGCUCCGUAUACGAAAGCUGCCCCGAUCGAAUGACAGGUCGGUCAGCAUUCGCGGAGCUCCAGAAGGUCUGUCCUAGCCGAAAUUGGCGGUUUGUCGCCAUCAACAUCCCCUACACUGAGACUCUCGCGCACCGAGACACCGUGAAACGGCUGAUGAGGCCGCACAACACGGAGAUGGAUCUGUCCAUCGCAUGUGCAUUGUACUUUGCCUCUCGGGGACAAGGUCAAGCGUACGAUAGCCACCCGCAAGAAGGCUCCCAUGAACCGACCCCGUACACCACGUCCGCCCGCGUCCUCCUUUCCGGCUUGGGGGCAGACGAGCUCUUCGCAGGCUACUCAAGACACGGGGUCGCAUUCUCGCGUGACGGCUUCGCAGGCCUCAUCGAGGAGAUCAACCUCGAUGUCAGCCGUCUAGGGAAACGCAACCUGGGACGUGACAACCGAGUCAUCGCACACUGGGGUCGCGAAGCGCGCUUCCCGUUCCUGGACGAGGACUUCGUGUCCUGGGUCGUGCAAUUACCCGUCUGGGAGAAAUGUGGAUUCGGAACCACCGCCACUGAACUCCCCUCAGAAGCGGGAAUCGACUCGGAGAAGAAAGCGCUGCGCCUGGUCGCUCUCCGCCUAGGCAUGACCAGCGUUGCCCGUGAGAAGAAACGCGCCAUCCAGUUCGGAUCCCGAACCGCCAAGAUGGAAAAGGGUAGAGUGAAAGGCACCGACGCGCUCAGCUGAAUGAACAAUCUUCCUCAUGCCACUCUCCCCUUCCCUUCCCCUUCCUUGGCCUAGCCCAGACAAUAGACAACAGCACUACCCUUUAACCCCGUGUCCCCAUCAACCUUAUACCCUCAAGUAUCCCCUCCCCGUGAUCAGCAAAAAGACCAGCAAUGAUGACACAACCAAGAAUCAGAUACUUCCGAGACCAAGCUCCACCUAGCUAGUCCUACCUCCUCAUCCAAGCCAACCUCAUUUUUCAAACCUUCCCACCUAUCUCAAAUCCUCCAACAACGAGUCACCAUUCAUACAUACCCCCUUUAUCCACACCCAUAAACACAUGUCACUCAUCCCCAACAGCAUGGGACUGCAACCG